This is a messenger RNA of Rotaria socialis, 2586 nucleotides long. Lineage: Eukaryota; Metazoa; Rotifera; Eurotatoria; Philodinida; Philodinidae. The record is from the annotation of a GenBank genome assembly.
AUGCCUAUAAAACAGGCAGAUAUUGAUCGCUCUAUUAAUGAUAAUCUUCGUCGCUGUCGAUUAUAUAUAUGGCGUAAUUAUAACGGAUUUGGUUUUACUGUUACUUCUGAAUCUCAACUACCACCUAUUAUUACAUGCGUUGAAUCUAAUAGCCCAGCAGCUGCCGCUGGUCUUAACAUACAAGAUUAUGUACUUGCUGUUAAUGAUACAAGUACUGCCGAUGUUAGUCAUGCAGAACUAGUAGCUAUGGUAAAAAAUGCACGAGAUACUGAUGCUUCUGUUGAAUUACUUGUCCUUCAUCAAGAUUUUUACAGAGAACUAAAGAAAGUAAAUCGAUUAUUCGACCCAAAACGCGCGAAAAUCAUUGAAGCACCACGGAUAAUGCCAAUAAAUUAUCAAAACUUCCCAAAACAUCAACCACGCACUUGCUUAUUAAGGUUGGCCAAAAAAGAGAAAUCAUUUGGUUUUUCAAUUGUAGGCUCUUCAACGUCGACUGGUCUUUAUAUUGACGAGGUAUGUCCGAAUUCAGUCGCUAGCAAUGCAUUGUUACGUGAAAAUGAUCGAAUCAUUGAAAUUAAUGAUGAAUUCGUUGAUGAUCAGCAAAGUGAGGCUAUCAAGAAAAAAUUGGUUCAAGCAAAAAAAGCAGGCUUUUUAAAAUUAUAUGUUAUUGAUAUGGAUACCUACGAAUCUUUCCGAUCGGAGAACAUACCAUUAUCAUCAAACGAAUAUCUGCAUGGCUCAUCUAUAAGAAAAGCGUCAACAUAUUCAUAUAAUAGUGAACAUCAGGGUAACUAUCAGCAUUUUAAUGUCACCCCAGGUCGUGGACGUACGGCGGGAAACGGCCGGAAAGCACAGGAAAGCGCUGGAAACUGGAAGCAGUAUUCCAGUUGGAAGUUACCGGAUUUUCUUCCUGUAGAUUCCGAUCAACUUCCAGAUACAUCAAAUGCUAGCACUCAAACUUCAACCAUUGGUGUGUGUUACGGUGAUCUGACAACACAAGAGGCAGAUGUUAUUGUUGUUUGUUCUUCAUCUGAGUAUUUAUUUAAAAGUAUCUGUAAAGCUGGUGGUGAUUCUGUAUCAAAUUCAUAUACUAAACAAAUUAAGGACAACCCUGAUGCCCCCGUAAUUACUGUCACAGCAGCUGGAAGAAUUGCAUCAAAAAUGAUUUACUUUCUCCCAUGGCAAUCAAAUCCGGAUGAAUCUAUACUUCGUAAAUCAAUUGAAAAGUUUGUUUCAGUUGCAUUAGAACAAGCUAUACAAUGUAAUUAUAGAAAUAUUACAUUUCCAGCUAUUGGUUGUGGUGGAUUCGGAUGUUCGAUUCAGUUCAUUGCACGUACUAUGGUUAAAAACGUUCAUAGCAAAGUAAAAGCACAUUCAAUGAUGGUUUCCUUCGUAAUACAGCCAGAUAGAAAAGAUAUCUAUGAUGAAUUUAAAAAGCAAAUUGAUUUAUUAGAGUCACCAUCAGCAUCUAGUAAACUGCGAAUAAUAUGUGCAACAUUUGGGAAAGGAGACAUUGAAGUUGAAAUGGGGGACAUAACAAAACAGAAGGUAGACGUUAUUGUUGGUAGCACUUCAUCAGGAAUCCUAACAGACACCAUAAUCAACGCAGCUGGUAAAGAAAGUCAACUGGCAUACGAAAUGGAAAUAGCAAAUCAUCCGAAUUCUGCUCUAAUCGCAAUACCAUCAGGAUCUUUAUCCUGCAAAAAAAUAUUUUUCGUCAAGUGGGAGCCUAACGAUAAUGAAGAAAUACUCCGACAAUCUCUUAUUGAUCUCAUAUCUAUUGUUGUACAGAAUGUGAUAUCACAUAAGUUUACAUCGAUUGCAUUUCCAGCUAUUGGAUGUGGAAAACAUGCCUGCUCAGUAGACAUUGUAGUUCAAACAAUGGUUUACGAAAUGAAAAAACAUCUGAUUCAAAGAAAACUAUCUUGGAGAGUAAAAUUUGUAGUCAACGCCAACCAAGAAAAUGUUUAUGAUGAAUUUUGUAAACAAGUACUCACAACAGAAGAUGGUUUUCAUGAAGCAACAGCUUAUCAAUUACCUGCAACAUGGGAGAAAUCGGCAGAAGAUAAAAUCCGCUUUACAUUGUCUACAAAAGUACACGAAUACAAAUCUAUCGUUUCUAAUUUCGACCAAGCCAUGAAAGGAAAGUAUACAAAUAUUAUAAAAAUCGAACGAAUUCAAAACGAACGGUGGUAUAUGCAAUACUUAGCACAUAGUAAAGAUUUCCGAAAACGACUUGAAAUGAAUACAGAAAAACGUUUAUAUCACGGCUGUCCUGAACAAGCUGCGAAUGCAAUUAUUGCAGAUUGUUUCAACAGAAGUUAUGCUGGAGUGAAUGGAACUGUUUACGGCGUUGGUGUUUAUUUUUCUUCUGAUGCAACCUAUAGCCAUGGAUACACUAAACCAAAUGCAAGUGGUGAACGAUGUAUGUUUCUCUCACGAGUUCUCGUAGGAAAAACUACCAAAGGAAAUAGUACGAUGAGAACUCGACCACUUGGUUUCGAUUCAACUACAGAUGAGAAACAUAUUUUCGUUACAUAUCAUGAUGCACAAGCAUUGGCCGAGUAUUUGAUUACAUACAAAUAG